CGGACUUCCGGCCAAGGAGCGGCGCUGUUGGCGGAAGUAGGCGCGAUGGCGCUGUCGGCGGUUCGUCGCGUGGUGCGGCCUUGGGUUGUGCCGAGGAGCAGCUGGGGAUGGAAGGGGGCGGCCCCGCUCGGCGCUCGUGCCGCUUCGGACUUGCCCAAAGACAUGCUUCCUGGGCCUUAUCCCAAGACUCCGGAGGAAAGGGCAGCUGCUGCACGAAAGUACAACAUGAGGGUGGAAGACUAUGAGCCAUAUCCAGAUGAAGGCUUUGGUUAUGGUGAUUAUCCAAAACUUCCUGACCGAUCCCAGCAAGAGAGAGAUCCAUGGUAUGAUUGGGAUCAUUCUGACCUGAGGCGUAACCAUGGAGAGACAAUGCACUGGGAUUUUGAUAUGUUUCUUCGGACACGGGUUGACACAUCUCCCACACCAAUAUCCUGGCAUCUCAUGCGUCGAUACCUCUUUGGCUUUAUUGGCUUCAUGCUUGUCAUGUUUGUCCUGGGCGAAAUGUAUCCCUCCUACCAGCCUGUGGGACCAAAGCAAUAUCCCUAUAACGACCUCUAUCUGGAACGAGGUGGAGAUCCCAAACAGCCUGCACCAGAAGUCAAGCACUAUGAGAUUUGAGAACAGGAACUGCACCACCUUUUCAUCCUCUAUAUUUUCAGAAAGACUACUGGGCAUAACUGUUGUUGUUUUGAAUGUCCCAAUGAUGGGAGUAGUAACAUCUAUGAGAAAUUGAUUUUCACAUCUCUUGUAUCCCUAAGCGAUGUGGAAAUAAUUGUCCUCUUCACAAUCUUCAAAGGAACUUCUUUACAAACAGCUUGGGACUAAAUCCAUUUGCUUGUUCCAACUGGAGUAGAGCUGCUGAAUCGACUACUUGCUGAUGAGUCAGCAUUUGUGUAAAGUACAUUGAUUCUUUGGAUUUGUGCUAGUUGGGAUAAGCACUUGGAUUUAGAUCCUUUCCUGCAAAACUCCCAGCUCAUAUGAAAUCAGUACAUGGAGUAUGGUACAUAUUAGGUGUUUCUAAUGUUCAAAAAAGGGCAAAUAAACAGAAAAUCUCAUACAAACAA
Anolis sagrei ordinatus is the source of this 1064-nucleotide messenger RNA. RefSeq names its product NADH:ubiquinone oxidoreductase subunit B8 (gene NDUFB8). Gene Ontology annotation, cellular component: mitochondrion. The record is from RefSeq and is a predicted model, not a curated record. Gene Ontology annotation, biological process: mitochondrial electron transport, NADH to ubiquinone. NCBI's taxonomy places the organism in Eukaryota, Metazoa, Chordata, Lepidosauria, Squamata, Anolidae.